UCUGUUUUAGGGUCCUUCACUCCCUUCCUGGCUCCCAAUACUAAGGAUAUAGUGCUUGGGGCUGGAGGAGGAAUAAGACCAGCUGUAAAAGAUCAAAAGAAGCUCUCAGUUCACCCAUAGGGGGUGGGAGAUCAAAAAAGUAAAAAUUAUGGCAGUUAAAAAUCCAGUCCCUUUUUAUGUCCAUUGUAGAUGUCCCUGCUCUCAGCUCUCCAUUGAUCAUGCACCAUCAAGUUGAUGUUGACCCUUAAGCGACCAUGUUGAUCCAUUUUCCAGCUCUCCAUGGGCAACUAGCUUUUAUCUCAUUAGGUAACAAAAGGUCUGCAAGCUCAGAGAGCACCAACAUAUAGCUAGUUUUCUCCAAUGUUUCCCUGAGUUGUUCAGGCUGCUCCUUAAAAUCUCUCCUGUCCGUGUUUUAUGUUGUCUUUUCUAUAGCAAGACCAAACUGCCACUCGGGGCAAGGAAUAUUGCCUCUUCUCCAUAUUUGUUGAGUGCACUGUUACAAUAGCAUCAAGUACCUGAUUAGCAUACACGGAAUGCCUGGCUGAAAUGUGAAUGGUGGCUACUUUGUGGUUCAGUAUAUUGUGCAAACCUUAUAUAAUUAGUACCUGAUUUUUUUUGUGUCAUACUCCAGUAUGAAUAAAUAUAACCCUGGGCAGUAAAGCUUUAUUAUAUAAAUGCAUAAUUGACUAUAUAUUGACUAUGCAUAUUUAUUCUAAAAUAAAACUUCUGAAUCACUUUUAGAAUGAGUUAAUGUGACACAGAUGUAAGAUGGCUGUGGUAAACCCAAACAAAUCAAACUACAGUACUGCAGGUCAAUAGGUUGUGUAAAUCCAACAAUUGUGGUUUAUGACCCUUGUUGAUGGUUAGCAGAUCUUGUGAAAGCAGCCGCCUAAUCAAACCAGGACAGCUUAGGUGGUUUUCUGAACUCAGCUACUGGAUCGCUUUGAUAGACCCGACUCCAGCAACGAAGUCCAACUUCUCAUCAUCGGAAGGAUUUUCUCAAUGAUUGCAAUGAUUAUUUGACACCUGCCCCCAAGGCCUAUAGAAUCGGGAGGUCGGGGUUGGGUGGGAGCAAAGGGGUUGUCAGGUGUACUGCUGUCCACGAUCAAGAGGUGAGUCGCGCAAGAAAGGGCGCAAAGACGAGCACAGCUGUCCCCGGGAGUCACCCGUGCUCGGAGAAAAAGGGGCGAAACCGGCAGAAGGGAAGAAGCGCUAAAAACUGGCGCCGAUCCAAAGGUGCUUUCCCAUAAACCACAUGCUUCGGCGCAGCUCUUUAUAAGCACGACCUCCAGGCAGCCAGCAGUCGGGAGGCCGUCUUUCUUGAGGAUUGUUGUUUCGGAGUGGAAGUGCCAGCCCCUCUCGCCAGCCGCCUACCAACGGGAGCGGGACUAAUUGCAAGAAAAAGGCGCGCCCUCUGGCCCUCGCGAAAGCCGGACUUGAAGCCCCCACCGAGCCUUUGCAGUGCAGCCCCCGGGAUAGUAAGCGCGCGCGCGGCGAAGCCCAGGAAAACAUGGUUGCCUAUGUGCAAUUAGCUUUGUUUCUUCUUGUAACCUGCGGUAUCCAUGAAACUGAACAGAAUCAUUUUGGUUGCCACCGGCUCAUCAUGGCAUCCCACCUUAAGAACCUGACUGACCUGAUUGAUAGUCAGAUGGAAACUUCCUGCCUGCGAUCUUUUGAAUACGUGGAUGAAAGGGAACUGGGUAAUACUGAAUGCUUUCUCAAAGCAGCCUAUAAUCCCCUGAAAUAUAUCAUUGAUAACAUUAACUUCACGAGUAAUACUCCAAACUAUCUGAAACUCCAUCUGAUAAAGGACUUAUACCUGGACCUUGCAAGAUGCAUUAAGCCUCCCAAUGAUAAGAAUAAGAAGUGCAUCAAGACUUUCUCCCUGACUGCACAGCAGACUUUACAACUGGUGCACAAAUAUUUUAGCCAAGCCAAGCAGUUUCUGAGCAAGAAUACAUUCACAGAUGAUUGCAGUGGGGUCUUCCAGAAGUGUUCGGAAUCACAGGAAAAGGAGAUUGUUUCUCCAGGUGUUGUUACUGCCCUGGAUUGCAACUGUUCAUCUACAGGCCUGAUCAGUAUAGAAGGCUCGACAUAUCUCGUUCCAACUUCUGAGUCUUUCUCUUCCAUUGCAGACCAGCUGGACAGCAGGAAGACAGCUGUCAGCAUUCUCCAGCUACUAAGGCUUCCUGAUACUACUCAAAUUCUUAGUGGGUUUGAAAGCAAUACCAGAUAUAGGGUGUCUAGAAGCACUGAUAAAAGCCAAGAAAUCACUGAAAACAUGGAUUUCAGGGCUGGCAUUGAUGUCAUAUUACCAUCACCAUCAUCACCUUCUCUUUCUAUCCAGAAACAUUUGGAAUCCAUGGAGACCAGAUCUCCCUCCCUGGAUUCCAGAACUGGUGAAAGCCAGAAAAGAUCUGAUGAAAUAGCUUCUCAGCAUCUCCCUCUCUCUGACUUAGCCAAGUCAUUUCUCAAUCAGCAAUGGUUUGAGAUAAAAGAAAAAACUGAGGCCACUCCAGGACUCUCAUCUGAUCAGGAUAUCACUGUUGCCAGCAGUGCUUUCGGCUUAACUCUGACAUCAUCUUUCAAUUUGGAACAAAUAGACAGCUCUAGUGUGCCCCCCAGUGGCAGUCCCCAUGUCCUGGGCCACAAAGAUCCUGUCUCUGCAACACAAGAUCCUUCUAACUUUGUGGUCACCACAGAGAAUUCCUUACCCCCCAAACAAAUACUCCUGGGGAAAGCAAAGCAAAGUAGCAGAGAUAGUACCUCCAAAGCACUGCAAAACACCCAGCUGCGAAAGAGACGAGAAGAGGAUCUGGCCAAGGACAGGGAAUUGGAGGAUAGCCUGCUGGGACCCAGCUUUGAUCUGAACUUCAUUCCUCCGAACGCAGAGAAGCACACCAAGAAGUCAGAGCCCAGAAAUAUCCAAGGGACGUCUGUGACAUAUGUGGUGAUACCCAGUGUCUUGGGAAUCCUGCUAGCCCUGGGUGGCCUGCUGUUCUACUUGCAUAAGUCCAGGAUCCUAAGAAAGAGGCAGACACAGCAGAUGGGGAAUAAUGUAGAAAGAACAGAAGAACAAAGAUCAUUGAGUGGAGGGGAGGGACACUUGGAGUUGCAGAUUCAAAGGGAAGUAUGAGUUGCACCAUUCCCUCUGAAAUGAGAAACUGCCUGGGGUUUUGGACUGAAAGCCCCACUUUCAAAGUACAGUUCUGUUGCUAUUAUUGGGAGAAAUUGCACAAAGGAAACUCUGGAACUAAAGCCACAGCAGUACUUUUCCAUGAAGAUUGUUUUUAUACUUUUUUUUAAUGGGAAGGAAUUUAUCAGGAAAUGGACGCUAUUUAUUUCUGGUAGCCAAGAUUGGUAUUCAUUAUACAAGUUGCCUUUUUUCUACCAUUCAGCCAACAAACUGGAACUUGGUCUGCAAAAUCCCUUGUAUGAUGGAGAUGGUCUAAGAACUACUGUGCCUAUUCCAUUCUGAAGGGGAACAGAUGGUAUCGUUUUCAGAUCUAUUAAAUAUGGAUUCUGCAGUUUGAACAGCCAUGCUAAACAUGAAUGAAAAUUAUCUGCUUCUUUUAGAGCUUCUAGCCUCUUCUGGCUGAAGACUUCAGGACCUCAGCCUCAUGCCAGCUAUUAAUUUUUUAGGCACUUUGUUCAUCUCUUAAGCUUUGUAGGUUGUAAAGUACAGUUCUGUGCGUAACCCCAUCCAGUUAGCACUCUAUAUAAUCUAACACACUGUUCAGAGAAAGUUGCUAUCUACUUUUCCAGGAGCUUACGGUUUUAUUCCCAGAAUCCAUUUUUAAUUCUAUCAUACAAAAUGAGAGAUGUUUUUAGCCUUAAAUUUUAACUUACUAAUAAAAUAGAUUUUACUUAGUUUUUAGGACAAGCCAAAAAAUAAGUACCUUUCCAUACUACACAAGAUAAUGUGCUGGGUACCAGCUAGCAUGGUUUUAAAACAGAGCUGUGGUUUUUCCUUUAUAUAUUAAUCUGUUUUAAUCAGUGAUAAAUGGAGGCUCCCUAUUCAGAGGCAAGUGUGCUUCUGAAUGCCAAUUGCUGGAUAGGUAAUAAAGAAUAUGAAGGAGCAUUGGCUUGUGGGGUCUCCUAAGAGUCUUCCAGUUAGCAGCUAUUGAAUGAAGCAACUGGCCUUUUCUAAGUAGAAUUUAGCCAUGGAAAUUUAUCUUUUUGAGCCUUGUAUUUUAUCACUGGUACAAGUCACCAACUGAUGUACUCAUGGAACAGGACUCAAGUUGUAUUGAGAAUUAGCCUUGUUUCGUUUGCUUCCCUUGCCAUUAUAGGAAAUAUUACGGAGGCACUGUUAACUGGGACACUGGUAAGAGAUGCCCAGAAACCACUUUUCCCCUGAAAUGUUUUCAGGUGCAAGUGGAACUAAUGUAGCUGUGCUGAAUUGCUGUUUAGAUUUUCUGUCUUCUUGACCUCAUCAUCACCACCACAAAGAAAUUCUGCAGCAAAACAAACAUGCCGGCCUGUAAAAGUCCAAGAAUGGGCAUGCUCCCACAAGUCCUGUGCCUUUGGGGCAUCUGUCUUUGUUUUUUUCCAUCAGGUCAAGGUGUCCCUCAAAAUACUUUCCAACUUACUUUUUACUUUAGUAGAUCUGUGUUCCCAUAAUAUUUUGCCCAACAGAUGUAAAGUAAGAGUGUGCUUGCAUGGAAGGCAUGGAGUAAGAUUGGGGGUCUUUAACACCUUCUUUUGCUUGCUGAUUCUUUCCUGCAAGUAGGUUGCCUGGCUAUAUCCUUCAAUAUUAGAACUUGGCUGCAGAAACAAACUCAAAUUCUUCUUUGUAAAUGUAUCCUUAGUCUUUAAAGGAGGCAGCAUGGUUUCUUUUAUUGUUUGUACCUGCAAAGUCUAGACAUUUUCUUUAGUAGAGCAACAAAAUCAUGAGGUUAAGAGCUCUGUGUCUGUCUUGAAAUAAGUACCUCUGCCUCUUAAGCUUUAGACUCAGGAUCUUAUAGAUAAGGAUUUGUCCAGGAUGUAAACCCCCUCAUUCUUUUUUCCAUGUUGUAGUGGAGAGUUGAGCUAUAAACAAGCGAAUGGGAGCUGCAUAUUUACAGCCAUAUUUUGAAGUGAAGCAAAGCGAAAUGUUGCACUUUCUAUGCUUAAGAUGUUUUUUUUGUUUGUUUGUUUUUGAGAACAUUCCAGUUCUUCAUUCUGGCCUUGUGCUUCAUUUCAACCCAAGUGCUUUCCCUUUUUUUUCUCUCUCUCUAGCUGACAUUUUGCCCUUCCCUAUUUCAGCAAGGCAGGUGAUGGUUCUGAGCUGGUCUCUGGGAAUGCUGCUGCCAGUUGCUGCUUGAAAGUUAAUGAACCAGAUCAACAUUGAUAGACUUUGGGUUUUUUUUUAGAGGAGGAUAUGGAUGUAACAAAUCAGGCUCUGUGAGGAAUGAUUGCUAAACAAUGCAUUGUUAGUUGCUUUAUUGAUGUGAGCAGGCCUCAGUUUCAAUAGUGUCCAGUGUGCUGGUGAAUGAUAUUUUGCAAUAUAUGUGGGUGUAAAUUCUGAGCCAUGGGAGGGGAAAUGUUAUUCAGUUUGAGGUAUUGGCCUAGCUCAGGGGUAGGCAACCUUGGCUCUUUUAUGACUUGUGGACUUCAACUCCCAGAAUUCCUGAGCCAGCCAUUCUGGGAGUUGAAGUCCAUGAGUCAUAAAAGAGCUAAGGUUGCCUACCCCUGGCCUACCUAAUCAAAUAUAGGUCUAGCUAAUCCAAUAAUUUUUACCCUAUGCUAGGAUUUGUCUGAUUCAUGAAGCUGUUGGAAGAAGGGGGCUUGAUGAAAUAUCAUUUGAUUGCUGUAUUUUUUUUAAAAAAAAUCCAGACCAGUUUUAACUGCUUAAACUCAUAAAGAAUUACAUUGCAAACACUGGCAAGCUCCUUUUUAAAUUUUAAUUGCAAGUAGGACUUAACAGAAGUUUUGAGGUUUAAGCAUUAGCAGGGGCUUUGUAUAUAAGUCAUUGAGCCAUAGCUCAGGAAUAGCUCUGGCUUGAUUCCAAGAAAGAUCCAGCCCCCCCCCCCCUUUGGGCCAGGUUUAUCAUUGAGUUUGGAUGGAGCAGUUGAAUUGCUCCAUCUUAAGCACUUGCGUGCUGGCACAGUAUAUGUUUAGUAUUAAAGUCAGAUCCUAAGAACCACAUGUCCAUGUCUUUUUUAAAGUUGCUUUUUUAAGAGAGUUGCAAUUCUGGUUCAAACUGUGUUCUUUUUAAUAAAUAAAUAUAUAUAUAUGUAUAUUACAAACAAAUAUUUUAUAUAAUUUUUUAAUGUCAAAUGUUUAUUUAAAAUAGAAAAUGAUGUAUUUAAUAAACACUUUUAAAAGCUU
This is a messenger RNA of Crotalus tigris (Tiger rattlesnake), 6312 nucleotides long. It is a transcript of the gene CSF1, whose product is annotated as colony stimulating factor 1. The coding region runs from base 1511 to 3136 and encodes 541 amino acids. NCBI's taxonomy places the organism in Eukaryota, Metazoa, Chordata, Lepidosauria, Squamata, Viperidae. Gene Ontology annotation, cellular component: membrane. The transcript is spliced from 9 exons. Gene Ontology annotation, molecular function: growth factor activity; cytokine activity. Gene Ontology annotation, biological process: positive regulation of macrophage differentiation; osteoclast differentiation. The record is from RefSeq and is a predicted model, not a curated record.